AUGAGCAAUCUAUCAAUUAAGCAGAGGUCACAUUUAUUUCAAGACACAUCAAUGAAUAACGUUACUAAUAACAAUAACAACAGUAACAGUAAUAAUUCUGUGAAUUACAACAACGACAACAAUAGCAGCAAUAAUAAUAACAACAAUAACAACAAUAACAAUAAUAACAACAGCAACAACAACAGCAACAUGAACCAGCAGCAGAAUCCAUUUAAUAAUAUUGGUACUCCAUCAUUUAAUAUACAACAAAUAUCACCUCAAAUCUUACAAAAUUUAACCCCACAACAGUUACAGUUGAUACAACAGCGUCAUCAGCAACUUCUAAGAAGUAGAAUCCAACAAGCUCAGCAAAAUCAACAAAAUAAACAGAAGCAGCAACAGCAACAGAAGCAGCAACAGCAUCAGCAACAGCAACAGCAUCAGCAACAGCAACAGCAACAGCAACAGCAACAGCAACAGCAACAGCAAGAGCAACAGAGGUUAAAGCAACAAGAGCAACAGACACAACCUAGACAACAACAACAACAACAGUUCGACAGUAAACAAGAUAUGAAACAGGCUAAUACAACAAGAAAACAAAGCAAGUCCUCCCAAGUUCAACAAAUGAAGAAUGCUGAGCCAACUGAGGGAAACCAAAAUGGGUUCCAAUUACCUUUUAACCUGCCACCACAAAUUGCUCAGCUACCUUUGCCCAUGCAGCAACAGGUAUUAGCAUCACUAAAACAACAAGCUAUACAAAAAAAUAACCCAUCAGUUGUUACAGCAAUCACAAUGGCUCAAGAACAACUGCAACAACAGAUUCAAAGAAUUCAACAAAGGCAACAAGUGACUCAGCAAGGUAAGGAACCAACUCAAACUCAAGGUCCACAAAGCUUAGCUAAUAAAUCUCAGCAAAAAACUCAGAAAGUCAAUUCUGGCUCAGGCACUCAAAGAAAACAGUUGCAAAGCAAAAGGAAAACAUCUAAUAUUCCUAAUAAGUUACAGAAUGUGCAGCAACUUCAACAAUAUGCACCUCCGCAGAAAAUGGAGUUGCCUGCUUUCCAAACAAUCAAGUACAAUCCUCCAGAAGCAAUGAUUCCUUACCAGGGUUAUUGGUCAGAUAAACAAGCAACUACUGAUACGUUGUUAUACGAACAAAUAACGCAAAGAGAUAAGUCUAAUCGUAUGGAUCAGUCGAAAGAACAAAAUGGUUACCCGCCUUUUAGUAUAUUUGGGUUCAGUGAUAAAGAAUAUACUGCUAAGUUAUGGCAUAAUUUAAAAUAUUACGAAGGCUCAAAGGAAGUCAGAAUGGCUUCUAUUAGAUCAACAUCUCAAAAUGUUCCAAGUGUAAGUAUUUGGGGUAAUGGAUAUGCUGGAUAUGGUAAUGGCAACACGAAUACAAAGACAAAAAUUAUAUCCGGCAUUAAUGAUGACCACCGCCCAAUCAUUCCUGAUAAAAUGUUAGAUAUGUACAAGCAUGCUAUGACCGAGGUUUCAGAAGAUUUAAUUCCGAUCAGAUUGGAAUUUGACCAUGAGCGUGAUAAGUUUUCUCUAAGAGAUACUUUACUUUGGAAUAGAAAUGACACGUUACUUGACGUUGACGAUUUUGUUGACCAUAUGUUAAUGGACUACCGAUUUGACCCUGAAUUUUCAUCUCAAAUAUCGGACAUAAUUUCUCAGUCAAUUAAAGAACAAAUUAUUGACUUCCAACCAAAUCCUUAUACUAAUAUACAAGAUGAAAGGAUAGGUGGGGAUGAUAUGCGUGUGAGAAUUAAAUUUGAUAUUGUUAUAGGCCAAAGUCAACUAGUAGAUCAAAUUGAAUGGGAUAUUUCAAAUCCAGAUAAUGAUCCAGAAGAAUUUGCAACCAGUAUGUGCAAUGAAUUGGAGUUGCCUGGGGAAUUUCAAACUGCGAUUGCACAUUCAAUUAGAGAACAAGUUCAUGCUUAUCACAAAUAUUUAGCUUUAUUAGGAUAUAAGUUCGAUGGUUCGGCGGUUGAAGAUGCUGAUAUUCGAAGCAGGAUAUUACCUAACAUUACUGUUGAUAAUAUUUAUAGAGCUUCAGCAGAUUCAAAGUUAUAUACACCUAAUUUAUUAACGAUUUCUGCGGCUGAACUGGAAAGAUUAGAUAAAGAUAAAGAUAGAGAUUCAAGACGUAAGAGAAGACAAGGUAGAUUUAAUAGACGUGGUGUUGUCAUCACCAGUAAUACUUCAUCCAUUGUUGGUACUAAUAGCGGUACACCGUUAGGUAUUGGAGGAAAUAAUGCAGUUUUGAAUUCCUCAUCUGGGACUCCAACUGAAGUUUUGUUACCUGACAUUACCGAUGCAUUGAGAACAUUUAGAACACCAAUUCCAAGUACCGUGUUACCUGGUGGUUUAGAUUUGGGUCCAUCAGUAGAGUCAUUCGAGUUAAAGGCCACAACAACAUCAAAUCCCAGACCUGAUAAACCUAAGUUACAAAUGCCUUCGUGUUAUAUUGUUGAUCAUAUUCCUGGUAAGUCGUUAUUAUUAUCGAUUACUGUACCAAAAAAGGAAAACUUGAAAUUGAGGAUGAAUGCUACCAAUAGAACAACCAUUGUGCCACAUAAUUAUACUGCUACGAAAUCAGUUAUAUCAAACGUUAAACAAGAAGCAGGGCAUGAGAGCAGCACAUCACGAAAGCAAUUACCAGACAACGCAAUGGACAUCUCACCACCGACAACCAUGGAACCACAAGUAAACCGCCCAAUCACAAUGGAUAAAGUCGAUGUGAAUACCAGUUCAAAUACAAUUAAUAAAGAAACUGAAUCCAAAAUUGAUACUGAAUUGAAUCCAAUUAGUAGUAUAAAUCAUACUACCACAGGCCCACAAAAAAUAAAUGAAGAUGGACAGGUAGAGAGCAAAACAUCUGCUUAA
Tetrapisispora phaffii CBS 4417 is the source of this 2871-nucleotide messenger RNA. It is a transcript of the gene SNF5, whose product is annotated as Snf5p. The record is from RefSeq and is a predicted model, not a curated record. The transcript has a single exon. Gene Ontology annotation, biological process: regulation of transcription by RNA polymerase II; chromatin remodeling. Bases 1 to 2871 code for a protein of 956 amino acids. Gene Ontology annotation, cellular component: SWI/SNF complex; nucleus; nuclear chromosome. NCBI's taxonomy places the organism in Eukaryota, Fungi, Ascomycota, Saccharomycetes, Saccharomycetales, Saccharomycetaceae. Gene Ontology annotation, molecular function: transcription coregulator activity.